AUGGGAGCCUCAACAGUUGCUGUAAAACCAACACAAGCUGCAGAAGUUGAAAUACAGGCUGCACUCUCCAAGAAGACACCACUACCACAUACAGAAAAGAAGAAAGUAGCCUCAGGAAGUACAGAAUCUAUGUCAUCUCCUGCUGAAGUGGUACCAAGUACUUCAAAACAGCAAGGUCGCAUAAAUUCUGCAGAAGGUCAUGACAGAAGGAGCGGUGGUGGCACCCGGCUGAAGGAGCGGCCGAUGCUGAUCGUGAGGGUCAGCGACGACGAACAGCUGCGCCGUAUCUACGAUUUCGGAGACGAACUCGGCCGCGGACGAUACGGGGUGGUCGUGCAGGCUCGCGCCCGCCUCACUCGCAUGUCCUGGGCCAUCAAGGUCAUCAACAAGAGCCAGGCCAAGUACCCUGGAAUGAAGUUGGUGGAUCGAGAAAUUAGAAUCUUGCGCCUCAUUACGCAUCCAAACAUUAUCCACUUGGAGAAGGUCUACGAAUCGCCAAAGGGCAUUAAUCCUAAAGUUGGAGGCAGCAGCUGA
This is a messenger RNA of Schistocerca americana (American grasshopper), 534 nucleotides long. RefSeq names its product serine/threonine-protein kinase 33-like. Lineage: Eukaryota; Metazoa; Arthropoda; Insecta; Orthoptera; Acrididae. The coding region runs from base 1 to 534 and encodes 177 amino acids. The record is from RefSeq and is a predicted model, not a curated record. Gene Ontology annotation, cellular component: cytoplasm. Gene Ontology annotation, molecular function: ATP binding; protein serine/threonine kinase activity. Gene Ontology annotation, biological process: intracellular signal transduction; protein phosphorylation. The transcript has 4 exons.